AUGGCCUCUAAGACUUUCUCCAUGAAAUUUUUCUCACUACUAAUUUUGUCUUUUGUGAUCAUGAAAAUGGCAAUAGCCGGAGAUCCCGACAUCCUCUUCGACUUUAUAGCCCCCCCAAAUGUCACAAUUGAUGGGAAUUUCUUUACAUUUACUGGCAUGAGUGCCCUUGUUGGGGCAGACCCCCCCACAGGUUUUGAAGUCUUGAAAGCAAGCUUGGCUGAAUUCCCGGCUCUUAACGGGCAGAGCGUUUCCAUUGCUGUCCUUGAAUUUGGGGGUGGCUCCACCAACCCACCGCACACCCAUCCUCGCUCUGCUGAGCUCCUUUUCCUGAUUGAUGGUACCCUUCAAGUGGGAUUCGUUGAUACGACCAAUAAGCUGUUUACUCAGACACUGCAAACGAGUGAUAUAUUUGUGUUUCUAAAGGGUCUCGUACACUUUCAAUACAACUCUGCAAAUGCAACCGCGCUAGCGGUUUCAGCUUUUGGAAGCGCAAAUGCUGGACUUGUUUCACUUCCUAACACUUUGUUCAACACUAGCAUUGCCGACAAUGUCUUGGCUUUGUCCUUCAAGACCGACUUUGCCACCAUUCAACAUCUUAAGGCUGGUCUUGCUCCCAAGCCUUAA
Messenger RNA from Corylus avellana, 624 nucleotides. NCBI's taxonomy places the organism in Eukaryota, Viridiplantae, Streptophyta, Magnoliopsida, Fagales, Betulaceae. The record is from RefSeq and is a predicted model, not a curated record.